Molecule: messenger RNA, 1059 nt
Organism: Ceraceosorus bombacis
Lineage: Eukaryota; Fungi; Basidiomycota; Exobasidiomycetes; Ceraceosorales; Ceraceosoraceae
Source: the annotation of a GenBank genome assembly
CGUGGGAAAAGUGCUUCGUGAGGAGAGAGGCUUCGUUGCAAUAAAAAAGGGCCCCUUUUGUAAGCUUCUCUGAUGACACGUACCGUUCCCGCAAAGCUUGCCGCGCCUACACCGGCUUCGUACCACAGACACUGGAGAUCGAGACGUCGUGACGUUGUGAUACUCCACUGGCGACUGCCGACGUGCGUGAAGCAUGAUUUCGGGAAAUUUUUGUGGCGUGCUGCCAAGGCUGAUGGAGUUCCAAUCAACAUGCCAAAGAGCUUCCGACAAAGGGCGACCUCGACGAUAGAGACCUGGACUUGAUCCCGGUCACGCGAUACGGCGGUCUAGGACAGCAGCGCAACCUUGCGAGCAGCUGCUCGGGAGGAAAAACUCCUCGCUGAGGCUUUGAUCGAGUCUUGACGAGGAGCUCUGGCCGUGGACGGAAGGCAGAACUCGGCCCGUACUGGCCGACGAAGCCUGAGACUCCGCUGACAUCGGGAAGCUUCUGAGACUGUCCUUGCAGGAUGUCUUGCACACUCCCGAAGCUGAGCGACAUAUCGUGAUGGGCCGAAGAGCGGAGACGAAUGAGGUAAGACCAGUGAUGAGGAAGACAAUUAUCUCUCUACUGUGGCUGCCUCGUUCCUGCGUCACGAUUGAGAAGCCACGAGAGGCAGUGCUCGCUCGGCUUGCAUCGGCGUCGUGGAUCGACUGCUGUGCGCGACGUUACUGCAUCGCUCAUGCUACUGCCUGUAUUGGGUGCUUCUCAGCUUAGAGAGUCAAACGCUUCUGUGGCUUUUCUGGCACGCUUGCUUGCGGUAGAACGACUUCAAAACCAGCUGAGCGUGUGUCGCUGCCUCUGUCCAGUCCCUGCGAGGGCCAUGCGACGCCACAUCGUCUCGCACAUAGGCAGGGUCCAGAUGCCAGCCGACUUGCGCUCCUGACCAUGUGUCCGCAGCUGAAACAUUGCGAAGGCUUAGCGAAACUUCUUCAUGCUGCUUCUUCUGCUCCUCUUCACGUGUUCGAGAUUUUGCUUUGCGCCGUAGCAGACCCAAAAGUGUUCAAUGGACGCUCUGCUCU